AUGUCAUCUGAUGGCGAUGAGGUUGCGGAGGAUUACCGCCUUGCCCUCGAGGAUCUGUCCUCUAAUAUGCGUUUUGAGAUCAGCAACUUGACAGUAAUUGCCAGAGAGAACACAGAGCAUGCUCUGGCUAUCGCAGAGGUUCUGCAGCAGCACAUUUUAAAGGCACCACCGAAUAAAAAACUGCCCGCCCUAUAUGUAAUGGACUCCAUUGUCAAGAAUGUUGGCACCCCAUAUACGCUCUAUUUUGGCCGAACUCUUUUCAAGAUAUUCAUGGAAUCAUACUCGGUAGUCGACCAUGGCGUGCGCAGGAAGAUGGAGGAGAUGCUCAAAACGUGGAAAGACCCCGUUCCCGGAUCAAUGGACACACGCCCUGUCUUUUCACAUGAGCUGGUGCGGCCAAUUGAGAAUGCUCUUAUGAAGGCCCGAGCAGCAAGCAUGCCUCAACAGCAGGGCGCUAUGCUAGGCAGACCUCGAUCAGCAAUGUUCCCUAAUCGGAAUACACCGACGCCGCCUGGAAUGCGCGGAUACGCUGGCCCGGCUGGGAAUUUUCCACCACAAUCUCACCCCGUAGAGACCUUGAGCAGUGACAUUCAAAACCUGAUUGUUGCAAUGAGGGCCGAGUUCUCGCAGAACCCGCAUGAUGGCGGAGCACAGAGCAGGUUAAAGGCUCUGUUGGAUCUCCAGAGCGUUGUACAGCACUCCAAUCUGCCACCAGACCAGCUUGAGCUCAUUAAAAACAAAGUAACAGAACUUGCUGCCGUGACAAUAAGGGCCACUCUUGGCCAUAGCUCUGCAAAUUCUACCCCUAUCCCAGCACCCGUGGCGCCGUCUAUGACACUCCCCGUGCAUCCUCCCUCUACUUCUGUAACUCCGUCACCUGUGCCAGCGGCCCAGUCCGCUGCGCCAGUGACUCUUGAUUCACUGCUCGGGAGAGGGGCGAUGGCGGCCUUGCUGAGCAUGCAAUCGGGCAGCUCUCAGCACAACAACUCAACGCCCACGCCUCCGUUUGCUGGCGUCCCUAUACGGUCACCGCAGAUGAAUCACAACGAGCCACCCAAGGCAGCGGCAGCACCACCACCCAUGGCCGCGGCUCCAGCCUCGGGUGCCUCGUCCCUGUUAGAUCAGCUUCGAGCUGCGGGUAUGCUCCCACCUGCGACUCCUACGAAUGUCCCAGCUCCCAGCCAGCCGCCAGUUGCCCCUGUGCUGCCGCCUUCUUUAUUCGCUUCAGGCUUACCAGCGAGCAUUGCGAGCCUACUGGCAGCCCAUAAGCCAGACUCUGGCCGGUCAAGUGCAGAUAGCCCGGCCAGCUCCACCGGAAUAGACUUUGCUCUUAAGAAACAGUUUCGUCCCGAGUCCAUUGCUGCGUUAUACGACGAUCUAGGACCGCCAUGUACGCAGUGCGGCAGGCGAUUCAGGGCUGACGAAGAGGGGAGGAGAAAGAAGACGGCUCAUAUGGAUUGGCAUUUCCAAGUGCACCAGCGGAGCACCGAGGCCGAGAAACGGGGCACCCAUCGGAGCUGGUACGUUGAUCAGCAGGACUGGCUCAAAGCCCGGGAAGCUGUCGACGCGAUCCACGAUGUGUCUUCCAAAGAAGAGUCGGCCCAAGCCUCCAAGGACGCAGAAGGUCCAAAGUACAUCCUCGUGCCAGAUUCAAGCAGCGGCAUUAACAAUGUUUGCCCAAUCUGUCAGGAACGGUUUGAGAACAAGUGGCUCGACACUGUCCAAGAAUGGGUAUGGCUCGAUACAAUGCUGGUGGGCAACCGGGCCUAUCACGCCUCGUGCCGUGCCGAGGCGACGAGGGACCGAGAAUCUACGCCCGGCCAUUCACGGCGAACUCCAGAGCCGGUUCUGGGAAAGAGGAAAGCAGAGGCGGGUCUUUUGUCGCCAAAGACUAGAGUGCAGAAGUCGUUUAUGUAGCGACAUGGGCAUGUUAUUGAUUAAGCGAAAAAGGGAGCGUUAUUUGGGAGGCACUUUGGCGAUUCUACAAUGGUCAAAGAUUUCUAUGGAUGGUUUCUAUGGAUGAUAUGAUUGGGAGAAGGUGUAUACGCAUGGAAACAAAAGCAGCAUACAUGGAUUGGCGUUUGGAUGCAUUGCGAAAUCGACCACCUAUGAUGGUUUUAGUCCAGCUCGACUGAGAGACUUGGGGAGUCUGGUGCCGAUUAUGGGGUUAUAAAGUUAUCAAAUCUGCGUGAAGAUGGAGCAUGAGAUACAAUACACGGCUUGUGUUUCAUUGAUGCUUGCUGACUUUUGACGUUUUGGAUGACGCUGGGCAAGAGAGCGAGACACGUUGAGUGGGUAGAGAGCCGAGACAAAUUCUGAGGAGGAACUGCUUCCAUGUAUUUAGAGACUGAAGCUUAUUCAGGGCAGUCAUACAAUGGCAUAAUAAUUCAAACCUAGUCUGUAUCUUGUGACCUCGG
Molecule: messenger RNA, 2417 nt
Organism: Trichoderma atroviride IMI 206040
Lineage: Eukaryota; Fungi; Ascomycota; Sordariomycetes; Hypocreales; Hypocreaceae
Source: RefSeq, a predicted model, not a curated record